Hyposmocoma kahamanoa is the source of this 938-nucleotide messenger RNA. It is a transcript of the gene mRpL9, whose product is annotated as 39S ribosomal protein L9, mitochondrial. The record is from RefSeq and is a predicted model, not a curated record. Gene Ontology annotation, cellular component: ribosome; mitochondrion. The transcript has 5 exons. Bases 36 to 797 code for a protein of 253 amino acids. Gene Ontology annotation, molecular function: structural constituent of ribosome. Gene Ontology annotation, biological process: translation. NCBI's taxonomy places the organism in Eukaryota, Metazoa, Arthropoda, Insecta, Lepidoptera, Cosmopterigidae.
AAUUCCCCAAUAUAACGUGCGUAUAACUAAGUGCAAUGUUGGGGAUACGUCUUUUUCUCUGUAAAGUUGCAAUCACCAUCCCAGAUGUCCUCAAUCAACAAACAAGGAAUACAUUUAUUUUAAGAAGGAAGCAUCCACCAGCUCUUCACAAAAAAGGCGGGCGACCACCGAAAUUGCGGUCGAGACAUUUCAUUUACGACUUGGUGGAGGACACUAAUACUAUUAAACAACCAGACAUGAAAGUGAUUUUGACUCAGUUUGUUGACGGAGUGGGUAACCCAGGUGAAGUGCUGAGCCUCCGUCCUAAUCAAGCAUACAGGCAAUUCCUCAUGCCAGGACUGGCGGUUUAUGCAAAUUCGGAUAAUUUGGAGAGAUAUAAAGUUGAUGAAGCAAAGCCUAAAAUGGAGAAGCAGUAUAGUUCCCCAUAUGUGCAGAGGACUAUGGGCUGUCUGUCUCGCCUUGUACUGCAAAUCACCAUGAACAAAUUUCAACCAUGGAUUCUAGAACCUUGGCAUGUGAGGGCAUCAUUACGCAAAUCAGGUUUCAUAGUCCCUGAGUACGCCAUUGAAAUGCCUCCAGAGCAAAUAAAGGGGCCCGACCUAUCACUGCAGGAUAAAGAGUUUUAUAUCACUAUAUCUAUAAAUAAAACAGAGAAAGUAAAUGUAAGAUGUCGAAUCCACCACUGGGCCACUGGACUCGACAAGCUGCCUUGGGAAGAUCAGCAUUGGAAGAAACCUAAAGAACCCCUCUUUCCAGAACAAGCCGAAGUCUUGGAAAAAAUGCCGCUCCCUCAAUGAUGUCAUAGAACAGAAUUUAAUACACAUAUUUAAGUUUAGAAAAUAAAUGAAAUAAAACCAAAAAGUUUUUUAGUAAUGUGUUACGUAAAACUUAUUUUUUUGUACGAAAUAGGAAUUCAACUAAGGUUUAACCCAACGAAG